AACAUUUGCAUCAGAUGAAUAUUUUAUCAAGCAUCAGGUUUAUAAACCACUAGUUUCUGUAAGAAAGAAUCACAUCUCCAGAUUGGCAACAUUUAGCUGCAGCUGAAUUUAACAAUGUGGUUUUCCAACUUUUUGCUGAGCAACGAGGGAGUUUUACUCUCUGUGUUUUUGUUCCUUCUGAUCAUGUACCACCUCAGAAACAAGAAUCCAAGAAAUUUUCCACCGGGACCAUUCGCUUUACCUUUUAUUGGGAAUUUCCAGAUUGUGGGAAAGAAACACCCACAUAUUUAUUUCAGCAAGCUGGCUGAAAUCUACGGGAAUGUGUUCAGUUUCUGCUUCGGCAGGGAUAAAAUGGUAAUCGUCUCUGGAUACAAGAUGGUAAAAGAGGCUCUGGUAACACAAGCUGACAACUUUGUGGAUCGACCGUACAGCCCCAUGGGCGACAGGUUUUAUUCGGCUAACUCAGAUGGUCUGUUCAUGAGCAACGGUGGAAAAUGGAAGGCACAGAGACGCUUUGCUUUGUCUACAUUACGAGACUUCGGCCUGGGGAAGAACCGCAUGGAGCAGUGUAUCUGUGAGGAGAUCCGAUACCUCCAGGAGGAGAUAGAGCAGGAGAAAGGAAAACUUUUUACGCCAGCAGGCCUCUUCAACAAUGCUGUGUCUAAUAUAGCGUGCCAGCUGGUGAUGGGGAAAAGAUUUGACUACAGUGACCACAACUUCCAGCUCAUGCUGAAGAAUCUGUCUGAGAUCCUUCACCUGGAGGGCUCCAUAUGGGCUCAGCUCUAUGAAUCAUUCCCCGGAGUGAUGAAGCGUUUGCCAGGUCCUCAUAACAAAAUCUUCAGGGAUUUUAACAAAGUCAAAGAGUUCAUCGCUCAGGAGGUGAAAAGCCACAAGAAGGACCUGGAUCACAACAAUCCCCGAGACUACAUCGACACUUUCCUCAUCAAAAUGGAGAAUCUCAAAGAAUCUGACCUGGGCUUCACUGAGACCAACCUGGUUUUGUGCUCUGCUGAUCUUUUCCUGGCUGGAACAGAAACAACAGCCACCACUUUGCUGUGGGCUCUGGUUUUCCUGAUCAGACAUCCUGAUAUCCAGGAGAAAGUCCAGGCAGAGAUAGACAACGUGAUUGGACAAACCCGCCAGCCUUCCAUGGCUGACAGACCAAAUCUGCCCUACACUGAUGCCGUCAUCCACGAGAUUCAGAGGAUGGGAAAUAUUGUUCCUCUCAAUGCACUCAGAAUUGCUGCCAAAGAUACAACCCUGGAUGGUUACCACAUACCCAAGGGUACCAGUGUGUUGCCUGUACUCACCUCUGUGCUGUUUGACAAGACUGAAUGGGAGACUCCAGACACCUUCAACCCAGGACACUUCCUGGAUGCUGAUGGGAAGUUUGUGAAGAGAGAAGCAUUCCUACCUUUCUCUGCAGGGAAGCGUGUGUGUCUUGGUGAAAGCCUCGCCAAGAUGGAGCUGUUCCUGUUUUUUGUCGGCCUGCUGCAGAAGUUCACAUUCUCUGUUCCUGAUGGAGUGGAGCUGAGUACAGAGGGUGUUUACGGAGCUACACGUGUGCCUGAACCCUUCAAGAUUCACGCCAAGACUCGCUGAAUUACAUUUGCUCAUUUUCCAUAAGGCCAGUGUGUAAUAGAUGAGACUAAGUGAGAUUAUUUUCAUUAAGGCUGGAUUUUGGGGGAUUUUGGGGGAAUAAUAUUGAUAUUAUUUUUCAGUAUCAGUGUUCAUCUGCAGUGUAAUUACUGCAGAUGAACUGACCUGUUCAUUUUUCACCUUUAUUUUUGAUUAUUAAUGUCAUCAAUCAAAAACUAUUUAGAGGUUCUAUACAAAAUGUAUUUCAUGAAAAAAGAAAGUUUGAAUUAUUUUGUUUGUGUUGGUAAUGUUUUGUGUAUGAACGUUUGUGGUAAUAAAAUAUUCACAAAAAAUAA
Messenger RNA from Oreochromis niloticus (Nile tilapia), 1934 nucleotides. Its product is annotated as cytochrome P450 2J6. Bases 115 to 1602 code for a protein of 495 amino acids. Lineage: Eukaryota; Metazoa; Chordata; Actinopteri; Cichliformes; Cichlidae. Gene Ontology annotation, biological process: xenobiotic metabolic process. Gene Ontology annotation, molecular function: oxidoreductase activity, acting on paired donors, with incorporation or reduction of molecular oxygen, reduced flavin or flavoprotein as one donor, and incorporation of one atom of oxygen; heme binding; iron ion binding. The transcript is spliced from 9 exons. The record is from RefSeq and is a predicted model, not a curated record. Gene Ontology annotation, cellular component: cytoplasm; intracellular membrane-bounded organelle.